This is a messenger RNA of Humulus lupulus (European hop), 897 nucleotides long. Its product is annotated as large ribosomal subunit protein uL5. Gene Ontology annotation, molecular function: structural constituent of ribosome; RNA binding. Gene Ontology annotation, cellular component: cytosolic large ribosomal subunit; ribosome. Lineage: Eukaryota; Viridiplantae; Streptophyta; Magnoliopsida; Rosales; Cannabaceae. Bases 121 to 669 code for a protein of 182 amino acids. The record is from RefSeq and is a predicted model, not a curated record. The transcript has 5 exons. Gene Ontology annotation, biological process: translation.
ACCCUAGCCUCCAUAUCAUAGUAUACAUAAUACACAUAUUAGGGUUUCUCCCAUCUCGAACUUCUUCUUCCUCUCAUUUCAGUUCAUCCUCACUGCGGCUGCAACCUCAGAGACACCGAAAUGGCCUCGGAGAAGAAGUUAUCGAACCCCAUGAGGGAAAUCAAGGUCCAGAAGCUCGUCCUCAACAUUUCAGUUGGUGAGAGUGGAGAUCGUCUGACCAGAGCUGCCAAGGUGUUGGAACAACUCAGUGGCCAAUCACCGGUUUUCUCCAAGGCAAGGUACACCGUGAGAUCCUUUGGAAUCAGGCGUAAUGAAAAGAUUGCAUGCUAUGUUACCGUCAGAGGUGACAAAGCAAUGCAACUUUUGGAAAGUGGGUUGAAGGUUAAGGAGUAUGAGCUUCUUAGGAGGAACUUCAGUGAUACCGGAUGCUUUGGUUUCGGUAUCCAGGAGCACAUUGAUCUUGGAAUCAAGUAUGAUCCUUCUACUGGUAUUUACGGAAUGGACUUCUUCGUUGUCUUGGAGCGCCCUGGUUACCGUGUGGGUCGUCGUCGCCGAUGCAAGUCACGUGUUGGAAUCCAGCACCGUGUCACCAAGGAUGAUGCCAUGAAAUGGUUCCAGGUCAAGUAUGAGGGUGUGAUCCUUAACAAGUCACAGAAUAUCACCGGUUAAAUAGGCCUUCAGUAUUUGUGGAACUAGUUUUAUGGAUUUGAGAUAUUAGAUAACGUUUUGUUUACCAUUUUAUUGCAAUUUUGAGUUUUGGGAAAACUAGAAGUGAUGUUGAUGAUUUCAGGACGAAAUGGUAAUUUUUUUUUGUUGUUCUUGCAAUAUAAUUUACGCUUGACAAUCUUUAUGAAAUAGUUACCCUUUCUAAUUAAUUGCACUUGAAUUUUAUCCCGA